GGACUGACCCAACAAUGGAGGGACAGAUGUCAAUAAUUAAAAAUUAAUGAUCCCCAUUUUCAAUUAUUAAAAAGGGGGAAUCACUCUAUAUAAUUUUUUUCGUGAAUUUUCAUUUCCGUUAGUUUUUGUCAGGUUACGAAAAUAUUUAUAUACACUAGUAUUUUUUAGUUUAUAUCAGGUCAUCAAUCGCAGGGAACUGUAUUCACAAUGACAAUGGUUUUCAGUGUUAUAAGAAAGUUGGUAUUAAGACCCACGAUUGCUAUAUCCUUUCAAAAGACUUGUAUGCGCUGUUUGUCCACAAGGUUAGUGUUAAAAUUGCACAGCGGAGUUCAGUUAGUAAUUAAUAUUGCCAUUGCCUCAGUCGACAGGAAUGGUUUUGACCAACCAAAGUCAAAGUCUUGCCUUUUCAGAUUGAGAAUAUCUUCCAUGCCCUAAUAAAUUCAACAGUUCCGAGCCUGCUCUAUCUAACAGAACUCAACUCUUGGCAUUGGUCUUGGUAGUAACAUAAUUAUUCAUUAGGCCCCUAUAUUUUUUAUUCUGAACUGAACAUAUAUAAGUAAGUAUAAGAAGUUAAGGCCUAAUUUAUGAAAUGUACUGGUACCAAAGAACCAACAUGGUUGCUAUCUCAAAGAACAAGAUCAAAUAUUUUUUAUUUCAUGCCUAAAAUCCUUCAUUACAAAUUGUUCAUCAUUUUUAUUUUUAUGUCAUGUUCAAAGGAAAUUCCUGAAUAGAGGAAUGACUGGAAACUAAAAGUUCAUCUUAAUUAAACUCAAUAAUUUCUUGAUUUUAGGCAAGGAAGGAAAAAAAAAAAGUUGAAUGAAAUUAAUUGAAAAUAUUUUUUUUAUAUUUUUUGCAGCUGUGCUACAAUUUUUAAACCACUUUCAUUUGCUUGAAAGAUGAUGGUAAACUUUGGGUUGCUUUUUUAGAUAUAGAACCAAAUACAAAACAGCAAUGUGAUUGGUUGAUUGAUUUUGAUAUUUAUAUCGCGCUGGUAUCCAUGCCAAUUUAGCAUGCUCACUGGGCUCUGGUUUUCCGAAAUCUAUUUAAACAAAAAAGUUUUUAAAGGUUUCUUAAAUGAUUUUUUAUCAUUUUCAAUGCCGCUCAAAGAUUGAGGCAAACUGUUCCAUAAAUUUGGCGCUAGUGCUUCAAAAAGCGCACUCCGUAAGACUUUUUUUCUGUGUUCAUCCACACUAGGAACUCUCAGUAAGUACUGUGUUGAAGACCGCAGGCUCUUAAAGGAUACAUGUUUAUAAAUCAGUUCUUUGAGAUAUUCCUGUGCUGAGCCAUCUAUGCAGCUGUAUGCCAGGGACAGAAUUUUGUAGUUAAUGUGCUCACUCACAGGAACCCAAUGGAGAUCUCGUAGAACAAUCAAACAUGCUAAAAUAUCACAUACAGUGUACAUUACAAUUAACUAUUAAUUAUUAUUUUAUUCCCUUUGUGCUGAGUUAAUUUAUGCUUCUGCAAACAUUUUCUUUUAUUGUGAUAUUGGUGCUGAUUUUUUAAUGUUUAUAAAUGUUAACUUUAUUAUGUAGUUGAUAAAACAAAUUCUUCUUGCCUGUGUUAAUAUCCAUUACGUAGUUUGGAACUAAAAUAUUUUUUGCAUGAUUUUACUUGUGUUGUGCCACAUUAUUCUAGGAGACUAGCUGUACUGCGGGAGAAAAAAGGUUUCUGUGGGAUAAAAAAUGGUUGGGUUAAUGUAUAGUACUGAUGGGCAUUUUGGGCAUCACCACAUAUAACAAGUUAUAAGAUUAUUGGGGGAAAGACAAAGUAUAGGAAACAACAGAAGUCAUAAUUUAUUCCUAAGAUGGUAAUCAUCAAAGGGAGGCAUUUGAGAGACUCAUCUUUUAUUGACUGUAUUGAUGAAUGGGAUCAAAUAUAAAAUGCCAGCAACUAAGGCUCAAUCAGUGACUCAUAUUGGUUUUUAAAAAAAAAAAAUUCAUUUCUCAGUCAUGAAAUUUAAUAGCUGUUGACUUGAACUCCUGGUGAAGGAUAUGGAUAUUAGCAGAUGGGGGGGGGGGGGGUUGCUUGCUUGGAGCAACUCAAUAACACAUAUUGAUUUACAUAAUAAAAAAUUCAUUUCUCAGUCAUGAAAUUUAAUAGCUGUUGACUUGAACUCCUGGUGAAGGAUAUGGAUAUUAGCAGAUGGGGGGGGGGGGUUGCUUGCUUGGAGCAACUCAAUAACACAUAUUGAUUUACAUAAUUUUAAGCCAACCAUGGCGUUAACCCUCUUUGCAUAGCCUAGUUAGGACAUUGUGGUUGUAAAAGAGUUCACUGAGGGGCACCCGCAUGGCUAAAUCCAGCACUUUCUGCUUACUAUUAUUAUUAUUAUUAAAAGAAGUCCUAGAACUAUGGGCCCUAAUUAAGUAAUAUAGGCCUGAAAGGAAGAUAGUUUAAAAGAUUUUUUGAAACCACUAACACACAAUCAUAUAGUCUUACCAAAACUGACAAUCAUACAGUUUUACCAUACCUUACACACAAUCAUACAGUGUUACUGAAGUGCUAAUAAUGAUUGAUGAAAUAAUUAAUGAUUGGCUUAGUAAACAAAAUUUACUACAUCAAUUAAAGUUUAAGCUAGACUGAUUUUUAUUCCACAUUUAAUUUUGAUCCCUAUAGCUUAAAAAAUGAGGAUUGAUAAGUUACAAGUACAAUAGGCACUACUAUCCUGCCAAAUUCAAUUUCACUUCUCCCUGUGUUUUUGUCAGUUUGCUCAUCCAAGGGUUCCUCAUGGUUAUUUUUUCCUAUGUUUAUUACUUUUUACAUUUCUUUAUUAUAUUAUUGAUUAUUGCUUUUAGAUGCCUAUCCGCUAUUACGGCACAACACAUGUCUUUUAAUUUACGUGUCUAAUUAUAGGCUUGCUGAGGUUGGUAUCCUUGAACCACCAAAGGAACAUGGGAAAGCAUAUGAUACUGGGCAGGUAUGAAUUUUUGUUUUUAAGCUUCUGAAAAAUUGUUCCUUUAUAUUGUGAUAAGAAAAGUUUAGGCUGAAGUUUAAAGUUAAAUAGUUUUUAUUAAGGGUACAAAGAGUUUAUAGGAAAUAUUACAAUGAGUUGUAAGUCAUUAAACGUCAUUUCUUAGAAGAGGUCCAAAGCAGCAAUAGCCCAUAUAAUUCCUUCAAGAAAUUGCUUGUUAUUCCAUUAAAUAAUUUUUUAAAAUAAUUAUUUAAUGUUUUGUUUGAAUCAGUUGGUUAAAAAAUACUUUUUAGCAUAUGUUUUAUAUAUAAAAUGACAUUUUUUUAGAAGGAUGAAAUAAAUAACACUGUCAAUUUUUUAUCCAAGGAGAAAUGGGGAAGAAAAUAAAUUGAGUCUACCAGAAACAAUGGAGCAAAUAUUUUGAAAAAAACGUUGUUUAUUAAUAUCUUGUCAUUAAACAAGAUAUGUUACCCAUAGCAAUUUAUUUGGAGAUAAAAUAUACAACUCAAAAACAAAUGAAGAAGAUAAGAGGUAAUCAUUUUAAGAUGAAAUCUAGAUCUUGUACUCUCACCAUUUCAACAUUUAAUUGAUUCACUUUGUUUCUCCAUCUAGUUAUUUCUUCAUAAAAUAUUUGGUUAUAGAGGAAUAGUACUGUUUCCCUGGCUAGCCCAUGUCUAUGAUCGUGAUACUGCGGCCAAAACAGAUGACAGGUAAAAAGAAUUCUUUUAUGCUCAUUAGUUAUAAUUUUUUUAAAGUUUCAUAAAUAUUUCAGAAAGGAAAAGUUGAAGGACAUGAAAUAUGUACUGUGUUGACAAGUAUUUAUUUUACUUUCAUGAGCCAUAAAAAUAUGUUGAUUAAGACAGGUUAUGAAUCCUGCAGCUAUAUAAAUAAUUCCCAUGAAAUUAAUUCCUCAGCAGUGAAUGUUGAAACGAUGUGUUUUUGGGUAGUUCUUAAAUGUGAUUUUUAGUGUCAGGAUAUUACUUUCUUUAAGGUAACAUUUUUUUAACAGGAAAUGUCCAGAGCCAGCUUAUGACCAUCUUUUAAAAAAAAAAUUAUUAAUAUAUGGUUAUGUUAUGUUGUUUGGCAUUCACAUGUCAGGAUGAUCAAUGCUAUAUUCUUUGUGAAUAUGCAGCUGGCCUGCUAUUCCUAACUAUGUCAAGAAAGUGCUCUUGCGCGUGGGACACACAUUGUUUUGAUUCCGAGUUGAAUUUGAGUCAAUUCUGCUUUUCCUAUGCUGUGUGCUUUCUUAGUUGGCCAAUGGUUGCUAUUUACUUCUCCUUAGAACUUUGGAUGAUCAGAACACGGCAGUGGGGAAAGAAGUGAAAGGAAAGAAUCAUAUGUACUAUCAGGUUCUGAUUGAUGCCCGAGACUGCCCACACAUUGUACGUUGUAGCAUCUUUUUAGUGCCAUCCACAUAGUUUUAAAGUUUUUACAUCUUUUUAUAACUGCUUACACAUUUUAAGUUAUAUCAGCAAUUUAUGACUGUCUACGUAAUAUUAAGUUACAUCAUCUUUGUAUUGCAUCCAUUCAUAAAUUUCCACUCAGUUUUAGUUAUAUCAUCCAUUUAUACUCUGAUCUCAUUGUAAGUUAAAUCAUCCAUUUAGGACUGUCCACUCCUUGUUAGUUUAAAAGAAACAACGACUGUAUGAGUAAUAUAUUAUUUUAUUAUUACUCAUAUCUGUUGAUUUUAUCAAUGUAAAGAAAGGAUAUAAAGUAUGUGCUCAUGUUUAAUAACUGGUUAAGCUUUUCUUUUUGAAAGAGAGCUCAAACAGAAGCAGUGACUUUCCUUGGCAAUCAGGAUAACAGUAGGGCUUUGUAUGCUAUUCCUGGUGAGUUCUUGUUAUUGAUUCACUUCCUUUUUUAAGUCCUCAAAACCUUUUUUUCUUUUCUUUUUUGACGUUCAGUACCGGUACACUUCUCUUUUCACAUUGACGUUCAGUACCGGUACACUUCUCUUCUCACAUUGACGUUCAGUACCGGUACACUUCUCUUCUCACAUUGACGUUCAGUACCGGUACACUUCUCUUCUCACAUUGACGUUCAGUACCGGUACACUUCUCUUCUCACAUUGACGUUCAGUACCGGUACACUUCUCUUCUCACAUUGACGUUCAGUACCGGUACACUUCUCUUCUCACAUUGACGUUCAGUACCGGUACACUUCUCUUCUCACAUUGACGUUCAGUACCGGUACACUUCUCUUUUCACAUUGACGUUCAGUACCGGUACACUUCUCUUUUCACAUUGACGUUCAGUACCGGUACACUUCUCUUUUCACAUUGACGUUCAGUACCGGUACACUUCUCUUUUCACAUUGACGUUCAGUACCGGUACACUUCUCUUUUCACAUUGACGUUCAGUACCGGUACACUUCUCUUUUCACAUUGACGUUCAGUACCGGUACACUUCUCUUUUCACAUUGACGUUCAGUACCGGUACACUUCUCUUUUCACAUUGACGUUCAGUACCGGUACACUUCUCUUUUCACAUUGACGUUCAGUACCGGUACACUUCUCUUUUCACAUUGACGUUCAGUACCGGUACACUUCUCUUUUCACAUUGACGUUCAGUACCGGUACACUUCUCUUUUCACAUUGACGUUCAGUACCGGUACACUUCUCUUUUCACAUUGACGUUCAGUACCGGUACACUUCUCUUUUCACAUUGACGUUCAGUACCGGUACACUUCUCUUUUCACAUUGACGUUCAGUACCGGUACACUUCUCUUUUCACAUUGACGUUCAGUACCGGUACACUUCUCUUUUCACAUUGACGUUCAGUACCGGUACACUUCUCUUUUCACAUUGACGUUCAGUACCGGUACACUUCUCUUUUCACAUUGAAGUUCAGUACCGGUACACUUCUCUUUUCACAUUGAAGUUCAGUACCGGUACACUUCUCUUUUCACAUUGAAGUUCAGUACCGGUACACUUCUCUUUUCACAUUGGAUUAGAUUUAAACUAAAAAUGGAGGCUUAUCUUGUUAAAUUAUUUUAUUAAGUUAUUGGUGUUAAAAAAAAAAUAUAUUGUGCUUAAUGUUUAUUAUUGAUUGAUUAGUGGUCAAAAAUUCUAGAAAAUAAUAUUUUAACAUUUUGUAAUUUAUUUUUGAGAAUAGUUCUUUAAAUUAUUGUUUUUAAACUUAUGUUAUAAUUCUGAGAUAUGUAUUGCAGGGCUUGACUAUGUGGCCCAUGAAGAUAUUCUACCUUAUACCAGUCCUGAAAGCACUCCUAUACAACACGAGCUUUUUGACAAAUUUCUGCUACAUGAACCUGAAAAUAGUAAGAAUGCUUUUUCUAAUGAACUAAUGAAAUGCCCAAACAAAGCUUAAAUUGGAUUUAUCAAGUCUAAAAUUUUUUUUUUUUUUAAAAAUACUUUUUAUUUGUUCUAGAUUUUCUUUGAAUGAGUACAAGACAGACUAUACUGGGGGAUUUGAUAAGUCUAGUGAGAAGGUCGAGUGUUUUGGUGGGACUUGUAAGAAAUGGGGAUUGAUGUCAAAAAAAUAAGCUGACCAUUUCAAUAUUUCUUUGAUUUCAGAUCCACCAUUUGUUGCUCGUGAAACUUUGGGAGCAUGGCAAGAAAAAAACCAUCCCUGGCUUCAGUUGUCUGACGUCCAUCGAGAAACCACAGAGGGAAUUCGUGUUACUGUCACACCCUUUUACAUGGGUUGUAGGGUCAGUUAGCCUUUCAUAUAGGUUAUAGUGUAAAUAAGACUUUUUACAUAGGAGAGUAGUACUUCAUUGUUUAUAAGCUAAGAUGAGGUACGCGUACAUCUUAGGGUUUGGAGGGAAAAAUGGGUUAGCAUAAGAUGUUUUCACAUUUUAUGGUUCUUUUCUGUGACUUAUUUUAUUAAAAUUGAAGAAAUAAUUUUGCAAACAUAAAGUCCUUUCAAUUAUAUUUCAUUUGAUACUAAGUUUAGUCUUAUAAACCAAAGAAUAAUAUUUUAAAAUUUUUUAAUAAACCCAACCUCUCACUCGUUUUUGCUCUUCGGAAAAUAUGUACAUUUUUUCUCAUGGCGCUCAAUGAAGCUCGUCGGAAGGCCUUGUGUUGGUAAACCCGGUGUUCGUGAACCGUAUGACGGGCUGUGUCCGUGGAACAGGAGGCUGACCGGGGUUACCUUCCAGGCACUAUAUUAACCACUGUGACAAACUUUGAGAGUACAAAAGAAGAAGAAGCGGCGUACCGCAUCGGCCAGAGCCAGUAGCUGUCGGAAGCUAAUUUGGCGACUCGAGCAUAUGCGGCAUACCGCUUCAUCCAGCACCAGCAGCCGUGACUCUGGUGCCAGCAGCCACUUUGGCACGUCAGAAUAUGCAGCGUACCGCAACGUCCAGUGCCAAUAGCCAUAACUUUGGUGCCAGCAACCUCAAUAUACCAGACAAAAUUUGCAAAAUAAGGAACUAAAGUAGUUUUGCCUUAUACUUUCAGGAAUAAAGACCUAAGAAGAAUGAAUGAUAGUGCCCAACUUCCACAAAAGGGUAGAAAAGGGAAAAGGAAUGAAAAAGAUAGAAAAAAGAAAAGGCGAGAAAAAAUAGCAAAACUUGAACGUUUAGUAAAAACAGCAGAUACAGAAGAAGAGUGGUCAGCAAAGAAAUGGCUGGAGGUAGCGCACUACCUAGAUAAAAAGAAGAAAAUGAAUAGUGACUCAUCAGACAAUGACAUGAGUAAAAAUAGAGAAGAAGAAACUGAGGCACACAGCUUAAUUUACCUGCAACUAAAUUCUAAUGGCCUAUGGCCUAAGGAGAGUGAAAUUACAGAACUCCUAAAAGAAGAAAACGUUGAUGUAGACGUAGUUCAAGAGGCACGCCUCAAGACAAAAAGCAUCAACAUUGAAAAAAAAAUACAUCACCUACACAUGUACAUGUGUAAAAUGCAACGGACCAGUAACACUAGUCAAAGAUAGCCUAACAUUCCGUAGGCUCGAAAACAAGUGGAGGAAGCCAAACACAGGUUAAAUAAAUCUACAGGUGUGGAAAAAUGGCGUUCCAUUCUUCAUAACAAAUCUCUACUCCCCCACCAAAAAUGAAAAUUGAUCUCGACACACAGCAAACGAGCUAUGUCCGAACAAUUAUUGGAGGGGAUUUAAACGGCCUGUCCUCCCAAUGGGGUUACAAGCAAUCGAACACAACGGGAAAAAAUAUUAUAGAACUUUGUAACGCUUCCAACCUCAAGAUUAUGCAGAGUAAUCUAAUAGCCCAGACUUGCUUCCAUUCGAGUAAUGGUAGCACUUUUAGGCCGGACUUAACUGUAAUCUCCAGUGAUUAAAUGGAGAAAUGCACAAUGAGAAUACUGAAGGAUGUGGUUAGCGAUCACCUACCAAUACUCCUGACAAUAGGGAAAAAGAUGGUAAACCAGGUCAGCUCCCAACCUGCCGCCUGGAAAAACCAAAGUGCAAAUUGGCAAAAAUUGACUAACUUGACUAGUGGCAGGAACAUGUCCAGAGGGAUUAAAACAGGUACGAUCAGCCAAAAGUCCUGAAAAUGGUGGGAAAUGCUUAUAAAAGUGGCAAAAAGAGCAAUUCUCGUAAGAAAUGUGAAGUAUAAAAAAGGUCCUUUCAAAGAUAAAGAACUCUGCAACCUAACAAAACAACGCCAGCAGGCGAGAAGGCGUGCACAAAAGUCUGAAAAUGCAAGGAACCAAUACACUGUGCUAACUAGAAAGAUAAAAAAAGCUGGCGGUACGUCUCAAAAGAGAGACUUGGGUAAAAAUAUGUCAGAACCUUAAAUUAGUUAAAGACUCUGCAAAAGCAUGGAACCUAUUAAAGGCCCUGACAGGUGAAAAGCUAUGACUCAACCCAAGUCCCAUUUUCUCAUUGAACGGUAGAUUAGCUACAACUGGCAAAGAUAGAGCCCAAGCUCUAAACAUGCACUUUGCAGAAACAAACAAGUUCAAACGAUGGACUAAUUGACAGGGAAUGGAUAGGUUUAGAAAAGGAGAUUGAAAUUGAUGAAUCGUCAAUCAUGUCGUCCCCUUUCACGCCAAGUGAAUUCGAAAUCGCUUGUAGAAAAUUCAAGAAUGACACUGCUGGUGGCCCGGACGAAAUAACGAAUAAUAUAUUAAACAAGCUGGGUCCGAAGGCUAAAAAAGCCCUCCUCCAAAUCAAGUGAGUUCUGGGACGAAGGCGGAGUCCCAGACCAAUGGAGAGCCGCAAAGAUCACUGCAUUACUUAAAAAGGGCAAACCAGCUGAAGAACUCACCAGCUACCGCCCAGUGUCCCUUACAUCCUGCGCAGGGAAAAUUGCACAAUGCAUGGUCAACAGGGGCCUAUAUUGGUUCAUGGAAAGAGGAAAAAAGAUGACAAGAGCCAAUGUGGGUUUAGGAAAAAUAGACAAGCCUCAGACCAAGUAGUGAGAUUUACCCAGAGCAUAAUAAAUGGCUUCCAAAAUAAAGAAGUACGGUUGGAAUUUUCCUAGACGUGACCCAGGCUUAAGGCAAAGUCUGGAGGUCAGGUCUCAAACUCAAAAUGCUGAAAAUGGGCAUUACAGGAAAACUAUACCUGUGGGUCAGCAAUUUCCUUGAACACAGAAAAAUCUGUACAAAAUUUGGGUUACAAAUCUGUAGCAGAGAGGAGCUUGCAAAAGGCCUGCCUCAAGGCUCUGCAUUGAGCUGCCUCCUUUUCCUCAUAUACAUUAAUGAUCUGGCGGAUCUAGUGCAGUCCGAGAUAGCACUAUUUGCGGACGACAUCACAUUGUGGCGGACUGGAAAGGAUGUGGAGGAGCUGGCCAACCUCUUGCAGGAAGAUAUGAAUAGAAUCCUGCGCUAUACCAAAACUUGGAAGUUGGAACUCAAUGUCUCAAAUCAACGUCCACCCUGUUGACUCUGUCCACCCUGUUGACUCUGUCCACCCUGUUGACUCUGUCCACCCUGUUGACUCUGUCCACCCUGUUGACUCUGUCCACCCUGUUGACUCUGUUCAGGCAGGGAUGGAAAAAGGGUGCCAUUUCAAAUCUUUUUUGGAGGGCGCUCCCUCCAAAGAACAGAAAACUCAAGGUAUUUAGGGUUCACUCUAGACACAAAACUACAACUGUGGAAGAGAUAACGAACAAAGCCAGUUCAAAGCUCAGUAUUGUAAAAAGACUGGCGAGCACUGAAUGGGGGGCCUCGGCUGGCACCCUAAGAGGCUUAUUUCUAGGUGCAGUCAGAUUAGUGAUUGACUACAGCAUGCCCAUCCUAGGCAUAGCAAGUGACACGGCACUUGACAAGGUAAAUCUAAUCCAAAACCAUGGAUCAAGGCUAAUAUGUGGCACAUUCAAAAGCUCUCCCAUUUCAGCUGGACAGAUCCUGGCAACCUAGAACCACUGAAAAUAAAAGACAGAGCUAUGCUAAUGGCCUAUGAAAGAUUCCUAAGGCUUGACGGAGACGAUCCAUUACAUGAAAUGUUACAAGUCCCUACAAAGCAAAGGAUACAAAAGGAGUUUUUUCUUAGUCUCUGUGAAUUUCUAAAGAAAAAUAUAAAAUUGCCCAGCAAAAGAGGCAAAAUAAGAUCAGCCACUAAACUAAGACCUGAUACCAGGGUAGUCCCCAAAAUAUGGGAAGCAGUCCCACAGGACAACAACCUCAGUGAGGGCCACAUCAUAGUCCAAUAAAAAGUAUCCAAAUCUUCAUUGAUUGGACAAGAAACGAAGAAAGAGCUGGUUACGGAAUACACAUGUCCUUGCCGGAUGGAAAUACUAUUGAAGCAUCUAGUCGAUGCAGAAUGCUCUAUUGCAGCGGUUCUCAACCUGUGGGUCGCGACCCCUUUCGGGGUCGCGGGACCCUUUUCCAGGGGUCGUCUAGGACCAUCUGAAAACAUAUAUCCUUACAGCUAUGAAGUAGCAAUGAAAAUAAUUGUGUGGCUGGGGGGUCGCCACGACACAAAAUGUAACAGUCUACACAGACUGUUUAGGCUUAAUAAAUGGCAUCAAAAACCAAGCCAAUUAAAGUCAAGAUUGCCCAAAUACUAAACUCAACUUAAUAGAGAAACUUAAAUCCACACAUGGAUCAGUUGUCUAUUUAUGUUGGCUUCCUCUCGAUCUAGCAGACGAGCUAGCAAAGCUAGGCUCGGAUGAGCCAAUGCUAUACAAAAAAGUAUCCUGGGAAGGGUACAAAAUCAUCCUCAGAUAGUAUUUCAGGAAACAGUGGUUCAUCGAAUGGCAAAAUGGAGAGUGUGGCAGGAAAGGCUGGGAAAACUUAAAAAGCCCAAGUCCAAAAGACACUAACCAGACAAAAUCAAAUAAUAAUUGCCCAAGCCAGAAUGGGCCACUUUCCCACAAAAGGCAUUUUCACUGGGUGUACAGAAGUGCUAGUCCGACCUGCGGGCAUUGCAGCAAAGAAAUAGAAAGCUCACUCACCUGGUUAAAUGCAAGAGUCUAAUGACUGAGAGAAGGAGACUACUAGGAGCCGAAUAAUACUGUACAGCUCCGUAGUAGAGCUAACAAAUAGUGAAGACUAUCUCAGAGAAGCUCUAAAGGAUACGUAUGGUAUAGAAUUUUUAAAAAAGAACAUUUUUGCUGGAAUAAAGCUGGUCCACAUAGAAAAGAGAAGAUAAAGCCAAAAGGAGAGCUGGAGCUGGAGCUGGAAAGAAUGCGGUAGCUGAAGAAAAAAAAAACUGUUGGCGCUCGUCUAGGCGGUGAAAACCGGGGCAACUUUUGAACAAGCACACACCAAACUACGUGGGGUGGAAGUGCUUCUAGACAAACAUCACAAUUCCGGGGCUAGCCUAGGAAUAAGGGCUCUGAAAAAGUGGGAAAUGGGACCUCUGUCUCAAAACUUACAAGUGAGGAGUGCUCUCCGCAAAGCUCUAAAAGCCUGAGGGUCGGCCAUAUGAGCAGGAAUGCUCGGAGCUGCUGUGUCGGUCAAGUCAAGGUGCCAGCGAAAGAGUUAAUAUUCUAAUUCCCCAACCGCUUUUACACUGCAGAUUUAUUACACCAACUAUUUCAGAGAAUCAAAAGAAAAUAUGCACCAAAUGCACUUGGGACAUUUUUUGUAAAGAAUCUCACUUAGCACAGUUAUCGGGCAUUUUAUUUCGUGAAAUGAGUGGCAUCAUAUUUCCUUCAUCUUAUACUUGAAAAACUGAUUUUUGGAGGUUGGGGGUGGAACAGAAAAUUUGAUAGAAUGUUUCGUCAUCAGCAAAGAAACUUACGAACAAAAUCAAAGUUAAUUUAUAAAGUAUUUUAAAAGUUUUUGCUGCUUCAUUUGCUGCUGCAAUUCUAGGUCACGUCUGAAGAAAUAACAAAAUACAAAAGACAGUUCAAAGUGGCAGAUUGGGAACAUAUAUAUUAUUUUAAAUAUGUAUGACCAUAUUACUUAAAAUAUGCAUUAUCAUUUUUACUUUAAAUAAGAAUGAACAUAUUGCUAUUACUUGUCUCAAAAUUUCAGGAAGCUCAACAGACUCAUGUCUAUUGGGUAAGCUUUUACCUAACUUUUUAAUUUCUUAUUUUUACCACUAAUUUUGUAUGUGCUAAAUAACUGAAAUGUAUUAAAUUGUGAUUAUUUCUUGUUUUUUUAUUGCAAUAUAUAAGUGGAGGUUCUGUGUGUCACCAAUACCACACAAUUCAUUUAAAUGUUAUAUUUGCUUGUUAUUUAUUAGUGGAGAUACUGUGUUAUUUAUUUGCUUGUUAUUUAUUAGUGGAGAUACUGUGUUAUUUUUUUUUUUGAUUGUUAUCUUUUAGUGGAGAUACUGUGUGAGACUAGAAAACAAGGGACUAGAGACUGUUCAACUCAGAGAAAGACACUGGAGGAUUUUUAGCCUGUCUGGGACUUUAGAAACCGUCAGAGGAAGGGGUGUAGUUGGACAAGUAGGCAACAUAUACUUUUUAAUCACAGUAGACAUUAUAUUUUUCCUUCAAUUGAACUAUUCACCUAUUUCUAUUUUAAAUGCUUCACACUUUUAUAAAGUUUCAAAUUAUGUUUUUAUAUUCCCAGAAUAUAAACUUUGUUCAUUAAAAAGUUAUAUUGCUAUUGUAGUUGUAGAAAUGUUAUUGUCGUUGGCUAUCACCAACCAGUUGUUCAUGUCUGGAUGUUGAUUCGGGCUGACUUCUGCAAGACCGCUAGGGAAUUUUAUUUUUCUUAUGAUACUAUUGCUAGUAGUAGUUAGCUGGUUAACAUUUAGGAAUUGAUUGAGCUAAUUCUGCUAAUCCAUCAAUAUUGAACUAAUACUUUACUUUGCGCUAAAACUUUUCAGGAACCAGUGCUUUCUCCAGAACAGCCAGCCUUCCAAUAUUCUAGCCAUGUAUCGUUACAAGCACCAAGUGGACAUAUGUGGUAGGCAGAUGUUUCAGUUAGCCAUUAUACCCAAUAGUUUUAUAGCCUACUUGUUCAAUGUACACAAAUAUUUAUAUUGCAGAGAUUUAAUAUCAUUGUCAAAUAUUCAAGAUGCUUCUGUUUCUUUUUAACAUCACUGGUAUGAAUAGUACGAGAAAUAUGUAUAAUAAUCCUCCUCAUUAAUGAGACAUUAGACCAUUCUCUUGGUGUUCAUCCUAGGGGAACUUACAAAAUGGAGAGAAGAGAUGGCACCAGUUUUGACUGCAAGAUUCCUCCCUUUUCACUUGAAAGCAAGUCUGAUGAUAACAAUAAUCCCCAUCAGUUCCUUGGAAGCUAGUGCCCUAUGGUCGAUUAUGUUUUUAUGCUUGGUUGGCUCACAAAUUCCAACAGACUAUUUCAAAUAUCUUCAUGAAUUUUUUUUUUUAUUUAUAGAUAUCAAAUAAAUUAAUACCGUAACUA
Lymnaea stagnalis (great pond snail) is the source of this 13601-nucleotide messenger RNA. The record is from the annotation of a GenBank genome assembly. NCBI's taxonomy places the organism in Eukaryota, Metazoa, Mollusca, Gastropoda, Lymnaeidae.